AUGGGUGCGACACUUGCCCGACGAGAAGAAGUGAGGCUGCUGGCAGAGGGCAGCUUUCCUCUCCAAGAUCGAGCGGAAAGGCCGGAGCCAAGCGAAGAGCUUUGCGCAGUAUGCUUGAGCGAGCUAAGCCGAGCCAGAUGCUUUCAGCUAGACUGCGGCCACAAGUACCAUUCGCUUUGCUUGGCAUCUUCAUUUCAGAUCCAGCAGCUUUGCCCUUUGUGUCGUGCGGGGGUCAGUGAUGCCACCUGUACGGAGGUGGCCCGCAGUCUUUUUGUGGGGGCUGGGCCACAUGGGGCUCGAUUUGCUGCAGAGCUCUUGACAGAGCUGGGAGCGCGGCAGCGGACUGUGGAUGCAGAGUUGAGCUCCGAGGAGACGAUCAGCGCAAUCCAAAGAGCAGCCAAGACAGGUGAUGAUUCCAAGAUUCCCAUGAUUGCUGCUUUGCUGCAGCCAGAAGAGAGUGGAUUCUCAGGAGACACGCAGGUGGAGCUCCGCUUGGUUGCAGUGCAAGCUUUACGAAACUUGGUGCCAGCUUUCCCUGGAGGGUGGCCAGGUUGGCAGGCAGUUCGGGGCCUUUUGCAGAAGGUAGCGCUGGAAGAUGUUGCAGUUGAGGAAUUGCGAUUGUGCUCCAUUCAGGCUCUGAAGGAGGUCAGUCGUCGAGACGCUCAUGAUGAAGCCCUGUCCGUUGCCUUCAACAUCCUGCAGGACACUACGGCCGGACGGGAACUGCGUCUCGCUGCUGGCAGCAUCCUACAGGCAAUCGCUGUGCCGAACGAUGUUGAAGUGGCUCGAGCUGCCCUGCUCGCUUUGGAUGAACGCUACAGUUGUUCCUUGCGGACACAUGCGGUUCAGGCCAUCCGCACCUGCGCAGGGCCACGGGGCACAUCGCCAUGGCUCAUUGCGGAGCUGGCUCGGCUGGCAGCUAGAAGCGAGUGGCCAGAGGCACGCCUUGAAGCCAUGAAUUUGCUUGGCCAGCUGGAACGCUUUGGUGGUGAAGGUAUGCAAGCUGCAGCUGCGGCCUUGGAUGACAAGGACGAGCAGGUGGCAUGUGCUGCUGUGCGCGCCAUUGGUGGCCUUUGGCCGCCAGAACCAGGUCAGAGCUGCGACCAGGCGCUCUACGCUUUGAUUUCGCUUCUACAGCAGGCCAAAAGCUCCGAGCUGCGUUGUGAGGUACUGCUGGUGCUGCCGCGCUUGGUAGGGCGUGGGAUCUCGAAGGCUGCCAGGGCUGCUGGCGCACGACUGGCUGAUGAAGACAUCUCCGUGUCCAAUGCAGCAGCGCAGGCGCUUCGCAAGAUGUCUCUUCGCGGGGAUCGAGAGCUGCAAGAGAUGUUGCUCGAGUAUCUUGCGCACAGUGACCUAGAGGUUUGCAAAGUGGCCGUGGAGCUUUUGGGUUUUGUUUCUGAACGAGGUGAUGAGGGAGAACGUGCCCUGAUUGCCUUGCGAGAGGGUCCAGACGAGGAGCUGGCGAAACUGGCCAAUGCUUCACUCAGACGCCUGUGA
This is a messenger RNA of Durusdinium trenchii, 1497 nucleotides long. Lineage: Eukaryota; Dinophyceae; Suessiales; Symbiodiniaceae. The record is from the annotation of a GenBank genome assembly.